AUGAACUUGGCUUCCGUUGUUUUCCACAGCAAAGAUCAAUCGACGACUGCUUCUCUGAACAAGCAGAUUGAAAUGUAUGGGCGAUGCGGGGACCUCGCACACGCGAGACAAAUCUUCCAUGCAAUUGCCCACAAGGACGAUUUCUCGUGGGUGAUGAUGUUCCAUGCCUUGUCUCGAAAUGGCUGUCUUAUAGACGCUAAGAAUCUAUUUGACUCCAUUCCAGAAGAAAACUGCACUGUCGUCGCUUGGAAUUCGAUGCUCUCGACAUAUGCCCGUAACGGGCAUCUGGAUCAGGCAAAAGCUCUCUUUGACCAAAUGCCGGCGUGGGAUAUAAUCUCGUGGAAUACAAUCCUCUCAUUGUUUUCCACAAUUGAGGAGUGCUUCGAUAAAGCCAAAAAAUGUUUUGACGAGAUGGGCGAGCGGGAUCUUGUCUCCUGGACUGUGAUGCUCAACGCAAAUGCCAAGCACGGGCAUUUGGAGGAUACGGAGAAGCUGUUCUUUCAGAUGCCACAGAGGAAUCUCGUGUCGUGGACGGUGAUGCUCGUGGCAUACUCCGAGAAUGCAAUUGUGUCUUUUGCAAAGAGUUUCUUUGAUGGAAUGCCACAGCACGACGAGAUCGCAUGGAGCGCCUUGGUAGCAGUGUAUGCCCGAGCUGGGGAUUUUGUUCGCGCCAAGCAAUCUCUGGAUGCAAUGCCCUGUGUCACAACCACGGCACUCAACGCGAUCUUGAGCUCGGGAAGCCUGGAGCUCGCGAGAUCCUUGUUUGAUGCCAUGCCUGGCUGGGAUCUAGCGUCCCUGAACGCGAUGCUCGCGGCUCUAGCGCGCGGUGGAGCGAUCGACGAGGCACAGAGCUUCUUCUCGCGGAUGCCGCAGAUCAAUCUCGUCUCCUGCACGAUUUUGAUAGCCAGCUUCGCCGAGAUUGGAGAUCUGGACAGGGCGGCGUGGAUCUUUCACGAGAGGAUGCCGCGGCACGACACCAUCGCAUGGAACACGAUGCUCAGUGCGUUCGCUUUGAACGGGUAUAUGGAAGAAGCAAAGGAAAUGUUUGAUCGAUGCCCGUACGCUAGAGAUCUCUUCUCGUACAACACUGUUCUUGCGGGAAUUGCAACCGAUAUUGUGCUGUGUGAGAUAUUCUUUUCUAGAAUGCCCAGAUGUGAUCUCGUGUCCUGGAAUACACUUCUGUCAGCAUAUGCCGAAUGUGGGCAUCUUUGUUCUUGUCAAUCUGUCUUUGAGGCUAUGCCUGAGAAGGAUCAAGUCUCGUGGAACACAAUGCUAGGAGCUAUCUUGCAAAUUGGAGACUUGACAAUAUCAAAGUCUUUCUUCUUUCAAAUGCCUCUUAAGAACACUUUCUCCUGGAAUUCUUUAAUCUCAGCAUUUGCUCUCAACGGGGAUCUUGAACGAGCUAAGACCCUUUUCGAUCAAAUGCCGCUGGGCAGCGAUCAGGCGUCCUUGAGUGGCUACCUUGCAGGAACUGCCAGAUCAAAGCUCUUCAAUCCUUCCACCUUUGAGAUCUUCCACAGCGUCGCACUGGUGCACGGAGAGAUCAACGAGGACUCCUCGCAUUUCUUCGAGUCAGCGCUCAUCACUUGCAGCCGGAGCGGUAAGAUCUCCACUGCACGAAGAUGGUUCCUCUCGAUGAUCGUGGAUCACGGCACAAGACCCUGCAAGCAUCACUACUGCUGCAUGGUCGAUCUUCUCGCGAGAAGCCAGUGCCUCGCGACCUUAGCAGAGAACCUUGUCCUCAACAUGCCAUUUCAGCCGGAUUGCAUGGAGUGGACGUGCUUGCAUGGAGUGGAAGUUCACAAGAAAGAAUCUGGCAGUGUGGCGCUUUACAAGUUCCUGACCGAGCGGCUGAGCCAUCAACAGAGUUUUCUUCGCGAAUUUCUCUCCGCAGCAGUCACGAUGCACUUCAACUACUUGAUCAUACCGCUGCCGAUCCUGGCUCUUCUCGUCAUCGUCGUGGGUAUCUGCUGCUACUGCCUCGGAAGACGCCAAUACUAG
Molecule: messenger RNA, 2001 nt
Organism: Selaginella moellendorffii
Lineage: Eukaryota; Viridiplantae; Streptophyta; Lycopodiopsida; Selaginellales; Selaginellaceae
Product: pentatricopeptide repeat-containing protein At4g02750-like
Exons: 2
Coding region: 1-2001 (666 amino acids)
Molecular function (GO): protein binding
Source: RefSeq, a predicted model, not a curated record